CGCAGAGGAAGGCACAGCAAGAGACGGCUGGGGGCCCACUGACCACUGCCAUGCCCUCUGCAUCCCCCACGAGGCCCUGGGAUGCUGUGCCCCCCAAUACCACUGCAGCAGCAUGGACCAAUGGAAGUGUGCCCCUUUUCCACCUGUUCGCCCAGCUGGAUGAGGAGCUGCACCAAGAAUUCCCCAACCUGUGGCUGGCGCUAAUGGUCGUGCAUGGCACCAUCUUCCUGGCGGGGUUGGUGCUUAACGGACUAGCAUUAUAUGUCUUCUGCUGCCGCACACGGACCAAGACACCUUCAGUGAUCUAUACCAUCAACCUGGUGGUAACUGACCUGCUGGUGGGCCUGUCCCUGCCCACACGCUUUGCUGUCUUCUACAGUGCCCGUGGCUGCCUACGCUGCGCUUUCCCUCAUGUCCUGGGCUACUUCCUCAACAUGCAUUGCUCCAUCCUCUUCCUCACCUGCAUCUGUGUGGACCGCUACCUGGCCAUUGUACAACCUGAGGGUUCCCGUCGCUGGCGCCAGCCGGCCUGUGCCAAGGCUGUGUGCAUUUUCGUGUGGCUGGCAGCCGGCAUCGUGACCCUGUCUGUACUGGGCGUGAAGACUGGUGGACGAUCGUGUUGCCGUGUCUUUGCUCUGACUGUUCUGGAGUUCCUGCUGCCGCUGCUGGUCAUCAGCAUGUUCACAGGCCGCAUCAUGUGUGCGCUAUCGCGACCCAGCCUGCUACGCCAGGGCCGCCAACGCCGCAUGCGGGCCAUGCAACUGCUGCUCACAGUGCUCGUCAUCUUCCUGGUCUGCUUCACACCCUUCCACGCCCGCCAGGUGGCCGUGGCAAUAUGGCCCAAUGUACCACGCCACACGAGCCUCGUGGCUUACCAUGUGACUGUGACCCUCAGCAGCCUCAACAGCUGCAUGGACCCCAUUGUCUACUGCUUCAUCACCAGUGGCUUCCAGGCCACUGUCCGAGGCCUCUUCCACCAGCAUGGAGAAGAAUUCAAGCCCAGCAGUAUGGGUGCGGUCAGCAUGCACAAGAGCACCAAGGCUUCGGGCCCCCAUCAAAUCCUCAGCACCGGCUCUCACACCCUCACCCAACCUCUGACCAAUGGGCCUGAGCCUUAGGCAGCAAGUGCUCUGUCUAGGGACAAAGGUCAAGGCUCUGAGAGGUUACCAGUCAGUCACAACCUGGACCUGGCCAACAAGUUGACUUCCUAUUGAUCCAUUGGAUAUGGCUGCCCAGUGUGUUGUAUUGACAAACUGAGUCUACCGUGCUGUGAUUGAUUAGCAAUGUCUGCCAAGGACUCCAGCUAGGGUGUAACGGUGUGAGUGUCGGAUGCUUACCUUUCGUGUGGCUGUUCAGUGGUGUCCAGUGAACACUCAGAAAGGUAGCCAGGAGCUGCUCCUCACCUUCCUUAUUUCGUCUCCUGAAGAAGCUCCUUCAGAGAAAGCAUAAAGAUUAAUGUUCUGAGGACACCACCAGAAGAGCCUCCAUCACAGGCAGAUGGAGAAACAAGAACAAGACCGUUAUCUACAGGAAGUGGA
Molecule: messenger RNA, 1538 nt
Organism: Chionomys nivalis (European snow vole)
Lineage: Eukaryota; Metazoa; Chordata; Mammalia; Rodentia; Cricetidae
Gene: Gpr20
Product: G protein-coupled receptor 20
Exons: 2
Coding region: 51-1118 (355 amino acids)
Biological process (GO): positive regulation of Rho protein signal transduction; phospholipase C-activating G protein-coupled receptor signaling pathway
Cellular component (GO): membrane
Molecular function (GO): G protein-coupled receptor activity
Source: RefSeq, a predicted model, not a curated record